ACGAUCAUGUGUGUUGAGGAGAGCUGUGCUGUUACUUUACCAAGUGAUCAGAUGCAUCGGGUUAAAAAAUAAUAAUAUUACACCUUAGCAAUGCCUUUAGCACUGUUCAGAAGGUGAAAGCGUGCGCUGUGGCUCUAUAUGACUUGCAUGAGGAGUGAUUGGGUCGAUUACCCCAUUAGAUAGAGGAUGAUGGGUUUGGAUCAUUCGCUCCGUGUGUUGGGGAUCGUUUGAUGUUGAAUUGUUGUCACCAGUCACACAGAUAACCAAAUUCUGCACAUACUUGCAGACUGAAGCCAGCCUAUAAAAGUCAGUCCCCUCACACACGGACGACACACACCUUCUGAUGCACGUAAUUACACUGAUUUGUACAGUCCCACAUCAUCAAACUGUUCAGAUUGUGAUGUUUAAAUACUCUAAAUACUAAAUAAUAUUUAUAACAUUAUUUUUUUCAUUCAUUGCUAUUUAUUUAUUGUAUUUUUGUACAUGACCACAAUUUAUUUUGAAGCAAGACAAAAGGAGAGAAUACAAGACCGUACAGAUGGACACGACAUGCUUGGAAUCUUUCUCAUGCAUGAUUAUAUCUGUAUUUGUGAUAUUGCUUCUGCCGCUGUCAUCCACAUCUCUUUUUCCUUCCCAGAAUGCAACAGUGUAUUUGGGAUCUAGUUUCAUUCAGGAAGCUUUACGGCGAGCCCGAGAGCUGACAGAUGCUGCCUACGAUCACACCAAUGAGAGAAUGAAGUCAUCUGUAUCAGACGGUUCUGUCCGACCCAGUGACCUGUUGGCCUUGUUUAAACAAACUGGCCCGAAAACCAAAACCCACAUCAGAUCCGCCGAGUUCCUCGACAACACGGUAGAGCUGAUAAGAGAGAUGGUGUACACACACUCCAUGGACAAACCCGACCUCACCGAGCUUUUAAGUGCAGAAGACAUGGAGACGAUACUGCAGGCCACAGGGUGUUCGGCUGAGACGCAGAGACCCGUGUGUAAAUCAGACUGUCUGUCCCAGCGCUACCGUACCAUCACAGGACACUGCAACAACAGAGAAAACCCUCUCUGGGGCGCAGCGAACACCCCUUACGCCCGCUGGCUCUCGCCCGAGUACGAGGACCCCCGAGGGGCCCCGAGGGGCUGGAACACACAGCACACGUACCAUAACUACACACUUCCACCUGUCCGCAGUGUGUCGCAGGAGGUUUUGUACACUCAUAAUGAGAACAUCUCUCUGGACUCGUCUCUGUCUCAUCUGCUGGUGGAGUGGGGUCAGUGGAUCGAUCAUGACCACUUUGACCCCCAGAGUCCCAGCACUGCGGCCUUUAAGACCGGAGCCGACUGCACACGCACCUGCAGCCGGGACACGCCGUGUUUCCCAAUACAGAUCCCCCUCUCAGACCCUCGCACGGGGACUCAGACCUGCAUGCCGUUCUUCCGCUCGGCUCCCAGCUGUACGGGCGGCACCGUUCCUCUCGGGCACCGGGAGCAGAUGAACGCCAUCACCGCAUUCGUGGACGCCAGCAUGGUCUACGGGAGCUCGGAUGCGCUCGCCGGCGUCCUGAGGAACCUCUCGUCCCCCGUCGGCCUGCUCGCGGUCAAUCAGUUCCACUCGGACCAAGGGCUCGGCUUCAUGCCCUACCUGCCCCGCACGCAACCUCACCUGGACCCCUGCGGCCCACGAGAGCGGAUCAACACCAUCCCCCGACCAGAGGCAGCGGAGAGGCUCAACAUAUCCAUGGGGAAUAGAUCCUUCUGUUUCCAAGCAGGUGACUCUCGAGCCAAUGAGCACUUGGGUAUGAUCGCUCUGCACACACUCUUUCUGAGAGAACACAACCGAUUGGCUGAGGAGCUUCACAAGCUCAAUCCUCAUUGGAGCCCGGACACGCUGUACCAGGAGGCCAGGAAAAUACUGGGCGCCGUCCACCAGAUCUUGACGUGGGAUCACUACUUGCCACGUGUCCUGGGCCGCAGUGCUAACCUGGUCCUCAUGCCCCCGUAUAAAGGUUACGACCCUGACGCUGACCCCAGCAUCUCCAACAUUUUCUCCACCGCUGCCUUUCGGUUUGCACAUGUGACCGUGCACCCGGUUGUGAACCGCCUUGGACCUGAUUACCAGUUGAGCCCCGAACACCCGGCUUUGCCGUUACACCACUCUUUGUUUGCAUCCUGGAGGAUGGUGCAAGAGGGAGGCAUCGAUCCAGUGCUGCGUGGUUUACUCUUAUCCCCAGCUAAACUGCAGACAGCAGAUCAGAUGAUGGUGGAGGAACUGACCGAGAGGCUUUUCCAGGCUCAGGGAGGACUCCCGCUCGACCUAGCGGCGUUAAACCUGCAGAGGGGGCGAGAUCACGGCUUACAAGGUUACAGUGCAUGGAGGAAACUCUGCGGCCUCUCCGCCCCUGCCAACGAGUCUGAUUUAACAGGGAUUCUGGGUAAUGUGGUUCUGGCCCGGAAGCUGCUGCAUCUCUAUGGGUCGGCUGAGAACAUAGACGUGUGGGUCGGGGCGAUCUCAGAGCCGGCUCUGCCCGGGGGUCGCGUGGGGUCGCUGCUGGCGUGCCUGAUCGCAAAACAGUUCAAAACGCUCCGAGACGGUGACCGGUUCUGGUGGCAGAGUGAAGGUGUGUUCAGCUCUGCUCAGAGAGACGCUCUCCACACUACAUCUCUGUCCCGCAUCAUCUGUGACAACACACACAUCCAUUUGGUGCCGAAUGACCCCUUCGCACACACACUCCGCCCUGACGACCUCCUGCCCUGCACACACAUCGCCCACAUGAACCUCUCAGCGUGGAGAGAAGCAGACGCUGACCCGGUCUGUGGUGCCGUCCCGCGGCUGCGUCUGGGUUUCUCUGUGCUGUGUGACUCUGUCGUGAUGUAUCAGUGUCCUACUGGAUACUUGCUCCAGGGGGCCGCACACGUGACCUGUGACCACAACACUCACAGCUGGAGCCCACAACCACCCACCUGCCAAGAUAUCGAUGAAUGUUCAUCUCAUCCGCCCGUCUGCCCGUCGCACCUGCAGUGCUUCAACACACCCGGAGGUCACACCUGUACAGAAGCUGCAGCUCCGCCCCUUUCUGCCUCCUCCAUUGUUGCAUCAGUGAUGUCAGUCCUAGGGGGCGUGGCUUUGAUUCUGCUCUUCCUCGCAUGCUACAAAAGAGUCGCCCUUGGGAAAGCCGAGACGGCGAAGGCAGAAUGCUGUCAGAGAGGAAGAUGAACUGGUCACAAUCGGUCUGUGUUUACAUGUUUCAUAACCACAGUCUCGUUUCACUGCGUUCUGUAUGUGUUCAAGCCUGCAAAGCAUUUUUAACAUUCUCCCAGUGUCCUCGCCCUUGAGAUAAGCUUUUGUCUGUGGUAAAUCUGCCGUCGGCUCUCCCACGCGUGACCUCACAAAUAAACCUUGCUUUGUUGUAGCUUAGCCUUGAGUUUCUACACGUAUUGAGACGUGAAAUUAUGCAUACAUGUGUGUACGAUGCAUUUUAAACUAUUAUUUCAAGCAUCAUAAAUUCAUUCUAUGAAAUCUUCCAUUAUCCCAUAAAAUCAUAAUUAUAUAUAUAUAUAUAUAUUCAAUGCCUGUCGAAGUCCAAAAAUAUAUGAAUAAAGCACAAUUUCUUACACGCUGUAUACUUGUUUUGGGCACAUUUCUUGGCACAACGUUCACAAAAACAAAUCCGAGUCACACA
Molecule: messenger RNA, 3668 nt
Organism: Pimephales promelas (fathead minnow)
Lineage: Eukaryota; Metazoa; Chordata; Actinopteri; Cypriniformes; Leuciscidae
Gene: epx
Product: eosinophil peroxidase
Biological process (GO): response to oxidative stress
Molecular function (GO): heme binding; peroxidase activity
Source: RefSeq, a predicted model, not a curated record